Messenger RNA from Carica papaya (papaya), 1133 nucleotides. Its product is annotated as CBS domain-containing protein CBSX2, chloroplastic-like. NCBI's taxonomy places the organism in Eukaryota, Viridiplantae, Streptophyta, Magnoliopsida, Brassicales, Caricaceae. The record is from RefSeq and is a predicted model, not a curated record.
ACCCUAAAACUAGCGCAUCGUAAAAAAAUCAUAAACAGAUCCAUAUUUUUUUUGUGAAUCGAAUUGAUCAUGGACUCUGUUUCUGUGGCUAACUCAGUAAUGUUAGCCCGAGUCAAUGGGCUUAACUCGGUUCGUCAUUCUCAGUUACCCUGCAUUGUACCUUCAUACCAUCAUCGCUGCCCAGUCGUAGCUUUCCAUUUCUCGAAACGACGUCGUUCGUAUUCUACAACUCACCGCCGCCUUCUCCUCACCCCCUCUAUCGUCGACGCUCACAUCAACAACUCCGUUCCCGCUACCGGGUCCUGUACAGUUGGUGAUUUCAUGACGAGGAAGGAGGAUCUCUAUGUUCUUAAAACGACGACAACUGUUGAUGAAGCACUGGAGGCUCUGGUGGAGAAAAGAGUUACUGGUUUUCCAGUGAUUGAUGACGACUGGAAAUUGAUUGGUGUUGUUUCAGAUUAUGACUUGCUAGCAUUGGACUCCAUAUCAGGUGGGACUCAAAGUGACACAAACUUGUUUCCAGAUGUUGAUAGUUCUUGGAAGGCAUUUAACAAGAUACAGAAAUUGCUAAGCAAGACAAAUGGCAAAGUUGUCGGUGACUUGAUGACGCCUGCUCCGCUGACUGUUAUGGAAACCACCAAUUUAGAAGAUGCUGCUCGAUUGUUGCUGGAAACAAAAUACCGUCGACUACCAGUGGUGGAUAGUGAUGGUAAACUGGUUGGAAUCAUCACGAGGGGAAACAUUGUCAGGGCUGCUCUGCAGAUGAAAGGUCGGCCUAAUACCUGAAUUACAAAACAAGAAGAAGAAGAAGAAGAAGAUUCAUAAGCUCGGAAUCAUGUUGAUGAUGCAAUUCUUUUUGCACUGCAACCCAGUUCUAUUUUUUGUCCCAGGUAAAUUAUUUGCUGUCACACAUACCAUGGACUACACUGAGGGAAGUGCUCUGUUGAUUUCUUCCCCGAGCAGUUCAUGUUAUACACGUAGCUUGCUUGCCUAUGUAAAAUCUUAUACUUGAACUAGUAAGUUAAGAUAAAAUGUUAGCUAGGAUAAGAUUUAAUCCUGCAGUAAUAUUAUGCUGAGUAUUAUUGUAUUAACUAGCUUUCCAAUCUUUAUCAGUAAUUUUCAGUAUCUUCUCA